Molecule: messenger RNA, 1389 nt
Organism: Esox lucius (northern pike)
Lineage: Eukaryota; Metazoa; Chordata; Actinopteri; Esociformes; Esocidae
Product: zinc finger protein 658B-like
Exons: 2
Source: RefSeq, a predicted model, not a curated record
UUCUCUCAAUUAGUUCACCUUAAAGUUCACCAGCGCAUGCAUAAAGGUGAUACGCCUUACUCCUGUUCUGACUGUGGGAUGUGUUUCUCUCAAUUAGGUCACCUUAAAGUUCACCAGCGCAUGCAUAAAGGUGAUACGCCUUACUCCUGUUCUGACUGUGGGAAGUGUUUCUCUCAAUUAGGUCACCUUAAAGUUCACCAGCGCAUACAUACUGGUGAUAAGCCUUACUCCUGUUCUGACUGUGGGAAAUGUUUCUCUCGAUUAGGUAACCUUAAAGUUCACCAGCGCAUACAUACUGGUGAUAAGCCUUACUCCUGUUCUGACUGUGGGAAGUGUUUCUCUCAAUUAGUUCACCUUAAAGUUCACCAGCGCAUGCAUAAAGGUGAUACGCCUUACUCCUGUUCUGACUGUGGGAAGUGUUUCUCUCAAUUAGGUGACCUUAAAGUUCACCAGCGCAUACAUACUGGUGAUAAGCCUUACUCCUGUUCUGACUGUGGGAAGUGUUUCUCUCGAUUAGGUCAACUUAAAGUUCACCAGCACAUACUUACUGGUGAUAAGCCUUACUCCUGUUCUGACUGUGGGAAGGGUUUCUCUCGAUUAGUUGACCUUAAAGUUCACCAGCGCAUACAUACUGGUGAUAAGCCUUACUCCUGUUCUGACUGUGGGAAGUGUUUCUCUCAAUUAGGUCCCCUUAAAGUUCACCAGCGCAUACAUACUGGUGAUAAGCCUUACUCCUGUUCUGACUGUGGGAAGUGUUUCUCUCAAUUAGGUAACCUUAAAGUUCACCAGCGCAUACAUACUGGUGAUAAGCCUUACUCCUGUUCUGACUGUGGUAAGGGUUUCUCUCAAUUAGGUCCCCUUAAAGUUCACCAGCGCAUACAUACUGGUGAUAAGCCUUACUCCUGUUCUGACUGUGGGAAGUGUUUCUCUGUAUUAGGUAACCUUAAAGUUCACCAGCGCAUGCAUAAAGGUGAUAAGCCUUACUCCUGUUCUGACUGUGGAAAGUGUUUCUCUCAAUUAGGUAACCUUAAAGUUCACCAGCGCAUGCAUAAAGGUGAGAAGCCUUACUCCUGUUCUGACUGUGGGAAGUGUUUCUCUCGAUUAGGUCCCCUUAAAGUUCACCAGCGCAUACAUACUGGUGAGAAGCCUUACUCCUGUUCUGACUGUGGGAAGUGUUUCUCUCGAUUAGGUCCCCUUAAACUUCACCAGCGCAUACAUACUGGUGAUAAGCCUUACUCCUUUUCUGACUGUGGGAAGUGUUUCUCUCAAUUAGGUCCCCUUAAAGUUCACCAGCGCAUACAUACUGGUGAUAAGCCUUACUCCUGUUCUGACUGUGGGAAGUGUUUCUCUCGAUUAGGUCCCCUUAAAGUUCACCAGCGCAUACAUACU